AUGGCUAUACGGGAAGACACUAUAUUGCAAGAUGCUUCAUUCUGUGAAUCUCAUCGAUCCAGUCAACAUCCACGUAGCCUACUUCAUUCUUUUAUCACCGAUUUGGUGAUUUUUACUCUACAAUUGUGUUUCAAGAUGGUUCGCACGUACAAACCGAAGCGAACCAAUCCACCUGCUACGGAAAAAGACCUUCGACUUGCAUUGACCGAGGUGCUUACUGGCAAAAUGAGUAUCAGAAGAGCAAGCGCACAGUUUGGAUUGAAAAAAUCUACUUUGGGGGAUUACGUCAAAAGGUUUCGCGUAAACGGGCGCGCUCCACAAGAAUUUGAACCAGUGAGACGCGAACAACAUUCCCGUCAGAUUAUUUCAAUUGCGCUUGAAAAUGAAUUAGUUUCAUCUUUAAAGACUUGCUCUUUAAUGAGCCAUGGACUGACCCCUAGCCAAACAAGAGAACUAGCUUUCAAUUUCGCCGUUGCCAACAAAAUAGCCGUUCCGCCUUACUGGACUGAAAACGGAAAAGCAUCCGAAGACUGGUUUUCUGCGUUUAUGAAGAGAAAUGUUACGCUUUCUAUCCGUGCACCAGAAGCGACCAGUCAAGCUAGGGCUAGUGGAUUCAACGCGCCGGUUGUUGCACAAUUUUUCAAUCUUCUUAUGGAAUUAUUGAUUAGAUUUGGUCUUUCACUAUCCCAGAUUUGGAACGCCGAUGAAACGGGGAUCCCGACUGUCUUAGCGCCUCCUAAAGUUAUCGCUACUAAGGGUAUGAAACAAGUGCAACAAACUGUUUCCGCUGGACGAGGAGUGAACACAACGAUGUUGGCAUUCAUCUGUGCUGCUGGAACUCACUGCCCACCUGUUUUCAUAUUUCCACGCAAAAAUUUUCUUGCUUCCAUGUCCAUUCACGGCCCACCAGGAUGUCUGGGCCUUGCCCAUCCUUCUGGUUGGAUAAACGGGGAAACGUUUUUGCGAGCUCUUAAACAUUUUAAAACUCAUGUUGAUUUUUAUAUCAACAAUCCCAUUGUUCUGAUUCUUGACAAUCACAGCAGUCAUCUAGAUUUCAGCGUGAUCAAGUUUGCGAAAGAGAACGGCAUCCAUCUUUUAACAUUUCCUCCUCAUUUUUCUCAUCGCCUUCAGCCUUUAGACAUCAAGGUGUUUUGUCCCUUUAAAUCGGCUUUGAAGCAGGCAUUUAACGACUGCAUGCUGCAACAUCCUGGUUUAGAAAAUUUUGAUUCUGCUAUUGCAGAAACCUCCGGUAUUAUGCUUAAUUCAAGGAUCAUAGACGAAGAGAUUCGACCAUAUCUGGCAUUGGCCGAAUCUAUAGCGGCACCCCUUUCGGAUGGAAUUUCUGGCGCCGGAACUGUAGCUGUCGUUCUCCCUAGUAACUUGAGGCCAUUUCCCCAAAUUUCUCUGGCUUCAACUGAAGGAAGAAGAAGGACGCCAGGGCGCACAAGAAUAUUAACCGACACCCCAGAGAAAAAUGCCAUCGAGGAUGCUGCUAAUCGGAGAGCACAACAGCUUCCAGCUUCUCAAAUGGAGAAGUCGAGGAAACGGAUUAAGCGUAGCUUAGAUCUAGAAGCGGAUGAAAACAUCUUGGCGCUCAUGGAGGAGAGAGAUUUAGAUAUUGACCCUUUGUAUCAACCAGAUCCUAUUCUUAUUCAACGACCAACUCGUUCCGGCCGUGUCCCAAAAUUAAACACUCGACCUAAUAUGUGA
Molecule: messenger RNA, 1710 nt
Organism: Daphnia magna
Lineage: Eukaryota; Metazoa; Arthropoda; Branchiopoda; Diplostraca; Daphniidae
Exons: 4
Coding region: 1-1710 (569 amino acids)
Cellular component (GO): nucleus
Molecular function (GO): DNA binding
Source: RefSeq, a predicted model, not a curated record